This is a messenger RNA of Macadamia integrifolia, 848 nucleotides long. RefSeq names its product protein krasavietz-like. The transcript has 5 exons. The record is from RefSeq and is a predicted model, not a curated record. Gene Ontology annotation, cellular component: membrane; cytoplasm. Lineage: Eukaryota; Viridiplantae; Streptophyta; Magnoliopsida; Proteales; Proteaceae. The coding region runs from base 147 to 848 and encodes 233 amino acids.
CACCACUUUUUUCCUUUCUAUAAAAGCAAAUAAACAAAUAAACAUCUCUGUGCCUAAACCUUCGAAGCUCUUUCUCCCUCUUCCCUCGUCUCGUUCGCAACUCAAACGCAGUCACUGUCUCCUUUGAUCUCUCUCGGUCUUGGUUUAUGAGCUCGAAGGAGAGACCCACUCUAGGUGGUACGCGGAUUAAGACCCGCAAACGGAAUAUAGCAGCACCUCUGGACCCUGCAGCAUUUGCAGAUGCAGUGAUCCAGAUUUAUCUGGAUAAUGAUGGUGAUCUGGAACUUGUUGCCAAGAGCAUAGAGUCUGCAGACUUGAACUUCUCAAGAUAUGGUGACACCUUCUUCGAGGUUGUCUUCACGGGAGGACGCACUCAACCUGGUACGACAAAGCCUGAUGAGGGGGAGCGCCACACUUAUUCUAUUAUAGAUUGUGAACCAAAACGUGAAGCUAUUUUGCCAUCGGUUCUCUACAUACAAAAGAUUUUGCGCCGCCGGCCUUUCCUAAUAAAGAAUCUUGAAAAUGUUAUGCGAAGAUUCCUGCAGUCGUUGGAACUUUUUGAGGAGAAUGAAAGGAAGAAGCUUGCAAUUUUUACGGCCCUUACAUUCUCCCAAAAGCUUUCUGGGCUUCCACCAGAGACAGUAUUCCAGCCACUGCUCAAGGAUAAUCUUGUGUCCAAAGGGAUAGUGCUCUCAUUCAUAACAGACUUCUUCACGGAAUAUCUUGUUGAUAAUAGCCUUGAUGAUCUGAUUGCACUUUUGAAGCGAGGGAAGAUGGAGGACAAUCUCCUUGAGUUCUUCCCAUCAUCCAAGCGCUCUCCGGAAGGGUUUUCUGAGCAUUUCACGUAG